This is a messenger RNA of Lethenteron reissneri (Far Eastern brook lamprey), 7530 nucleotides long. Its product is annotated as amyloid-beta A4 protein-like. The record is from RefSeq and is a predicted model, not a curated record. Gene Ontology annotation, biological process: central nervous system development; axonogenesis. NCBI's taxonomy places the organism in Eukaryota, Metazoa, Chordata, Hyperoartia, Petromyzontiformes, Petromyzontidae. Gene Ontology annotation, cellular component: membrane. Gene Ontology annotation, molecular function: transition metal ion binding; heparin binding.
GCCCCCCGGGGGGGGGGAGAGGCGGCGGCUCCCUCCAUUGCCGCACAGCGCAGCAGCAGCAGGAGGACGCUGUGAGGAGGCAGCGAGAAUUUUCCACAAUCCGCCGCCAUCCUCCUUGCAGGAGCGCUCGCAUCGCCACCCGGCACCCACCCGGCAGACACCGUCGACGCGUUGUCACGGCGCAUCCGAUGGCGGCGCAGAUGGGGCGGCUGGCGAGCGCCGUGCUGGGCAUCCUCCUCACGGCUACUGCCUGCCACUCGGCCACGCUGAGCUUGGCCGAGCCCCAGGUGGCGAUGUUCUGCGGCAAGCUGAACAUGCACCUGGGCCUGGACACUGGGCGCUGGCAGCCUGACCCCAGCGGGGUCACCAGCUGCCUGGCUACCAGACAGGACAUACUCGCUUACUGCCAGCAGGUGUAUCCGGAGCUCCAGGUGCGAAAUGUGGUGGAGGGGAACUCCCCGGUGACUAUCGGAGGCUGGUGCCGGAGAGACAGAGCCCACGGGAAGAGGAGCGGAGCAGGAGAGAGGGGAGGAGAGAGGGGAGACUCUGCCAGCACGGGGCAGUGCAGGGGUCACCCUCACGUCGUGGUGCCGUACCGCUGCCUAGUCGGAGAGUUCAAGAGUGACGCCCUCCUCGUACCAGAGAAGUGCCACUUCCUGCACAAGGAGAAGAUGGAGGAGUGUGAGACUCAUCUGCACUGGCACAGCACUGCCAAGGAGGCGUGCGAGGCUCAGCACUCCAGUCUGCUCAACUUCGGCAUGCUGCUGCCCUGCGCCAUCGACCGUUUCCGUGGUGUGGAGUUCGUCUGCUGCCCUCUGGAUCCCCAGCGAGCUGCCCAUGAGGGGCAGCAGCAGCAGCCAGAAGGGCAGCAGCAGGAGGAAGAGGAGCAGGAGGAUAGGAAUCUCAACGUCGGAUUCACCUCUCAGGAGCUACGGCCCAUCGAUCCGGUGUACGACUGGUGGGAGGGCGGCCAUGGCACGGACAGCAACUACCAGGCUGGUGAGGAGCUCGCCGUGGACGACUCUCCACCUCCUCCUGCCCUCGCCAAUGGCGACGGCGACGCUGGCGACGAUGAUGGCGACGAAGAUGCCGGUGACGGUGAUGAUGAUGAGGAGGAGGGGGGCGAUGAUGGCGACAAUGACGAUGGCGACGAUGGUGACGACGAUGGCAAUGAUGGCGACGACGAUGGCGACGACGAUGGCGGCGACGAUGGCGGCAACGAUGGCGACGACGAUGGCAACGAUGGCGACGAUGAUGAUGAGGUGGAGGAUGGAGUCACCGUCACCACGACCACUGAGUGGGCUGCCAGUUCCAUCUCCCCAUCUCCCACGACCACCUCCUCCGCCCCCCGCUCCUCCUCUCCUCCGGCCGUGGAGGGGGGGGAGCAGGGAGAGAUAUUGGGGGGGGGCGAGGAAAAAGAGGAGGAGGAGGUGAAGGAGGAGGAGGUGAAGGAGGAGGAGGAGGAGGAGGUGGAGGAGGUGGCCGGGGGGGAGCAUCGUAGAUUCCUCGCCGCCAAGGAAGCUCUUGAGCGGAGUCACAGGGAGGAGAUGGGGCUGGCGAUGAGAGCGUGGGAGCAGCGUGGGAGCAGCCCCGGGGAGAGAGGGGGCCUCAUCCAGCGGUUCCAGCUGGAGGUGUCCCGCAUGGACCGUGCGUACGCCCAGCGCAGGCAGCUGCUGCUGCAGGGCCAUGCGCGGCGCGCCCAGCAGGCGCUGAGCGACCGCCGCAGGGCGGCACUGGAGGAGCUGCUGGGCACGGUGCAGGGGGAUCACGAGACGCGGCCACACCGCGUGGUGCAGGCUCUCCGGCACUACCUGAAAGCCGAGUCCAAAGACCGCACGCACAGCCUGAGGCACCUCCAGCACACGGCCAGCGUCGACCCCGCAAGGGCACAGGCCAUGAAGGCCCAGGUGGAUGCUCACCUGUUGGCUAUCGACGAACGAAUCAACCAGACCCUGGCGCUGCUGCUGGGACGCCUCCCACCACUCUCCUCCGACAUGCAGCGCCAGAUCGCCGCCGCUCUCUCCCCACUGCACGAGACCCAACAACAGCAGCAGCAGCGACACAAACAGCACAAACAGCACAAACAACAACAACAACAACAGCAGCAGGCAGAGAUCCCCCUGCCUGCCGGUCGCCGUGGCUACGGGAGGGACGCCCUGCCUCUACCUCCCUCUCCUCCCUCCGCCUCUCCCUCCCCCUCCUUCUCCCUGCUCCCCCUGGCCGCCUCCACCUCUGGCCCCCCUCCUCCCCCUCCUCCUCCUCCUCCACCUCCUCCCCCACCUCCUGCUCAAGCAGCGCCCACUCUGCUGCCCACCUCGUCACGGAUCGGACAACCCGUGGCUCCAACUCGCUACGCAGGGAGCCAGAAGUCAUCGAAAUACAACCCUGGCCACAGGACCAUUCCAGAUAAAUCCAGCUACACACAUGGCCUCGUGGAGGAGGAGGAGGUGGAUGACCAGGAGGAGGAGGAGUACCUGGAGAUCCUCACCAACGAGAUUCUGGUCAAGGCUCCCCCUCUGGGCUCCAAGGGGACUCAACAGGACUCGGCUGUCUACCAACUCCCGCAGAAGAUGAUGCGUGGUGGGCGUCAGCACGGUGGCGAGGGCGGCGGUGAGGAUGACGACGACGAUGGUGAGGAGGAUGAGGGGGAGGGGCUGGUGAACCGCGGGGCCCUGGUGGGACUCCUGGCCGGGGCUUCGAUCGUCGCGGCCGCCAUCGUCCUGUCGCUGGCCGUGCUGCGGCGCAAGCAGCAGCAGCAACAGCACGCCAGCAUCAGCCACGGCGUCGUAGAGGUUGAUGCUGCUCUAAGCCCAGAAGAGCGCCAUCUGAACAAGAUGCAGCAGAAUGGAUACGAGAAUCCAACGUACAAGUACUUCGAGCAGAUGCACAUCUAGUGCUGAGGUUACACUACAGUAUACCCUACACUACUAUACACUACACUACCAAACACUACGCUACUCUACACUACACUAAACAACUACCCUACGAUACACUAUGCUACGAUACACUCCUCUACCGUACAGUACUAUGCACAACUAUACACUACACUAUUAUACACUACACUAUAUGCUGCACUACACUACUAUACAUGACUAUACACUACUAUACACUGCACCAUACACUAAACUAUACACUACCACUACACUAGACACUACUAUACACUACACUAAACUAUACACAACACUAAACUAUACACGACACUAUACAGCACUACUUUACACUACACUAUACACUACUACGCACUACACUACCACACACUACUCUACUAUACACUACACUACUAUACACUACACUAAUAUACACUACACUACUAUACACCACACUACAAUAUACACUACACUACAAUAUACACUACACACCACACUAAACACUACACACAAUAUUCACUCCAUACUACACUGCGCUAGACAUUCCCCACUAUAGAUACGCCCCCCGCACACCCCACUCUAUAUAAAUAUAAACUCUGUCCACAUCGCCCUCUCUCUCGCUGGGUGUCACAUCCACGGUUUUAGUGGUCCACGGUGAGAGCCUCCACACAGUGGUGAGGUGGUGAGUCUACACACAGUGGUGAGAGUCGAAACAAUGGUGUCUGCACACUAAUCUCUCCUGGCUAGAUGAAUAGUGAAUCUCAGUGGGGUGGCUCUCCCCUGGCUAGAUGAAUAGUGAAUCUCAGUGGGGUCUCUCUCUCCUGGCUAGAUGAAUAGUGAAUCUCAGUGGGAUGGCUCUCCCCUGGCUAGAUGAAUAGUGAAUCUCAGUGGGGUCACUCUCCCCUGGCUAGAUGAAUAGUGAAUCUCAGUGGGGUCUCUCUCUCCUGGCUAGAUGAAUAGUGAAUCUCAGUGGGUGGCUCUCCCCUGGCUAGAUGAAUAGUGAAUCUCAGUGGGGUGGCUCUCUCCUGGCUAGAUGAAUAGUGAAUCUCAGUGGGGUGGCUCUCUCCUGGCUAGAUGAAUAGUGAAUCUCAGUGGGGUCUCUUUCCCCUGGCUAGAUGAAUAGUGAAUCUCAGUGGGGUCUCUCUCCCCUAGCUAGAUGAAUAGUGAAUCUCAGUGGGGUCUCUCUCCCCUGGCUAGAUGAAUAGUGAAUCUCAGUGGGGUCACUCUCCCCUGGCUAGAUGAAUAGUGAAUCUCAGUGGGGUCUCUCUCUUGGCUAGAUGAAUAGUGAAUCUCAGUGGGGUCACUCUCCCCUGGCUAGAUGAAUAGAGAAUCUCUGUGGGGUCACUCUCCCCUGGCUAGAUGAAUAGUGAAUCUCAGUGGGGUCUCUCUCUCCUGGCUAGAUGAAUAGUGAAUCUCAGUGGGGUCACUCUCCCCUGGCUAGAUGAAUAUUGAAUCUCAGUGGGGUGGCUCUCCCCUGGCUAGAUGAAUAGUGAAUCUCAGUGGGGUGGCUCUCCCCUGGCUAGAUGAAUAGUGAAUCUCAGUGGGGUCUCUCUCCCCUGGCUAGAUGAAUAGUGAAUCUCAGUGGGGUCACUCUCUCCUGGCUAGAUGAAUAGUGAAUCUCAGUGGGGUCUCUCUCCCCUGGCUAGAUGAAUAGUGAAUCUCAGUGGGGUCACUCUCCCCUGGCUAGAUGAAUAGUGAAUCUCAGUGGGGUCUCUCUCCCCUGGCUAGAUGAAUAGUGAAUCUCAGUGGGGUGGCUCUCCCCUGGCUAGAUGAAUAGUGAAUCUCAGUGGGGUGGCUCUCCCCUGGCUAGAUGAAUAGUGAAUCUCAGUGGGGUCUCUCUCCCCUGGCUAGAUGAAUAGUGAAUCUCAGUGGGGUCACUCUCCCCUGGCUAGAUGAAUAGUGAAUCUCAGUGGGGUCACUCUCCCCUGGCUAGAUGAAUAGUGAAUCUCAGUGGGGUCUCUCUCUUGGCUAGAUGAAUAGUGAAUCUCAGUGGGGUCACUCUCCCCUGGCUAGAUGAAUAGUGAAUCUCUGUGGGGUCACUCUCCCCUGGCUAGAUGAAUAGUGAAUCUCAGUGGGGUCUCUCUCUCCUGGCUAGAUGAAUAGUGAAUCUCAGUGGGGUCUCUCUCCCCUGGCUAGAUGAAUAGUGAAUCUCAGUGGGGUCACUCUCCCCUGGCUAGAUGAAUAUUGAAUCUCAGUGGGGUGGCUCUCCCCUGGCUAGAUGAAUAGUGAAUCUCAGUGGGGUCUCUCACUCCUGGCUAGAUGAAUAGUGAAUCUCAGUGGGGUGGCUCUCCCCUGGCUAGAUGAAUAGUGAAUCUCAGUGGGGUCACUCUCCCUGGCUAGAUGAAUAGUGAAUCUCAGUGGGGUCACUCACUCCUGGCUAGAUGAAUAGUGAAUCUCAGUGGGGUCUCUCACUCCUGGCUAGAUGAAUAGUGAAUCUCAGUGGGGUGGCUCUCCCCUGGCUAGAUGAAUAGUGAAUCUCAGUGGGGUCACUCUCCCCUGGCUAGAUGAAUAGUGAAUCUCAGUGGGGUGGCUCUCCCCUGGCUAGAUGAAUAGUGAAUUAAUAGUUAAUGACACUGCUUUAUUUAUUUGCGUUGUUCACUGCUCUGUCGGUGUCACUAACUGCCCUGCGCACUCUAGCCGUCCGUGUGGUUUUUUAUAUAUAAACAAAUGAGGCGAGAAAAAGAAUGAUACGCACACGCGUGUUCACGGGCACACGCGUGUUCACGGGCACACGUACACAUACACCCGCACACGCGUACGAGUGUGUGUGUACAUGUGGUGUACGUGUGUGUGUACCUAUGCUAUCACCUGUGUAUACGUGCUGUUAACUUGUAACCAUGAUGUUAGACGUUGUCGUUAGGUGAUGGUCAUGAUGAUGAUGAUGAUUGCGCUGAUCGUAAUGGUGAUUUUGAUGAUGAUUAUGGUUAUGACGGGAAGAGAUUGCAUCCUGAGAGUGGUCAGAUGGUCUCUAGAGCCCGCGUCUGUAGACCAUGACUCUCUAGACUGCGAGUCUCUAGACCAUGACUUUCUCGACCCCGGGUCUUUUAGACCAGGGGUGGGGAACCUUUUUUUCUGCCAAGGGCCAUUUGGAUAUUUAUAACAUCAUAGAAAAUUAUCAACUUAAAAAUUUGCCUGUUAUGUUUGGUCAAAUAUUUAAUUAACUCGCCCCUAAUGUGAUGGCUGGAACUGCUUCUCUUUGGCGAGGCGUGUGAUGUUAGCUGGUAUUGAUGAUGUUACUACUCGCAACUGCUUUUCCAGGUUUGCUCCGAGAUUUAUUGAAUUUUGAGUCCCGCCUGUGGUUGCCUUGGCAGGGUCAGAUUAAAUGAUUUUGCGGGCCUCAUACGGCCCGCGGGCCGGACGUUCCCCACCCCUGCUCUAGACCAUGACUCGACCCCUGGGUCUGUAGACCCCCGGGUGCGUGGUGUGUGCUGGGUGUGUGUGUGUAUUGAGUUUAGUACUCGAGUGAGUAUUCUGCAUAUACUGCAUGUAAUUAGCGCUACUGGUUGGUAAAAGAGGUUGCGAGAUUAGGAUUGGAGGUAGAGGAGGAAUUGGAGGAUGAGGUGGAGGAAUAAUAGGAGGUGGAGGAAUAGGAGGAGGUGGUGGAGGAAUAGGAGGUUCGAGUAGAGUCUUCGUCGUUGAAACCUCACCGAGUCCCCUUCACAACCACGACACCUAAGGGGGGGGGGGGAGGAGGGGGGGAUGGCGGGUCUGUAUGGGAUGAUGAAGUAGAGGGAUCUGUAGGUGAUGAGGUAGAUGGGGUGGUGAGGUAGUUGUGAGGUCGAAGGGGUGGUGAGGUAGUGGUGAGUUAGAGAGUGGUAAGAUAGUGGAGAGGUAGACGGGGUGGUGAGGUAGAUGGAGUGGUGAGGUAGAUGGAGUGGUGAGGUAGAUGGAGUGGUGAGGUAGUGAUGAGGUAGACGGAGUGGUGAGUUAGAGAGUGGUAAGAUAGUGGUGAGUUAGAUGGGGUGGUGAGGUAGACGGAGUGGUGAGGUAGUGGUGAGGUAGAGAGUGGUAAGAUAGUGGUGAGGUAGUGAUGAGGUAGACGGAGUGGUGAGGUAGAGAGUGGUAAGAUAGUGGUGAGGUAGACGGGGUGGUGAGGUAGACGGGGUGGUGAGGUAGACGGGGUAGUGAGGUAGACGGAGUGGUGAGGUAGACGGAGUGGUGAGGUAGACGGGGUGGUGAGGUAGACGGGGUGGUGAUGUAGACGGAGUGGUGAGGUAGACGGAGUGGUGAGGUAGACGGAGUGGUGAGGUAGAGAGUGAUGAGGUAGUGGUGAGGUAGAGAGUGGUAAGAUAGUGGUGAGGUAGACGGAGUGGUGAGGUAGACGGGGUGGUGAGGUAGACGGAGUGGUGAGGUAGAGAGUGGUAAGAUAGUGGUGAGGUAGACGGGGUGGUGAGGUAGACGGAGUGGUGAGGUAGACGGAGUGGUGAGGUAGAGAGUGGUAAGAUAGUGGUGAGGUAGACGGAGUGGUGAGGUAGACGGAGUGGUGAGGUAGACGGAGUGGUGAGAUUUAACGAUGAUUCUGUGCAGCCCCCGCUAGUCCCCUCGCUAGGUUUUAGAUGGAACUCUGUGACCACGAGAGCUCGCUAUUUAAAAUAAAAUUAAGACUUACAAACGUUCACGGACGUCGCGAUGUGGACCAAUAAAGGAUCCAGACUCUGGUGGA